Messenger RNA from Drosophila bipectinata, 978 nucleotides. RefSeq names its product cuticular protein 49Ah (gene Cpr49Ah). Gene Ontology annotation, cellular component: chitin-based extracellular matrix. Lineage: Eukaryota; Metazoa; Arthropoda; Insecta; Diptera; Drosophilidae. Gene Ontology annotation, molecular function: structural constituent of chitin-based larval cuticle. The record is from RefSeq and is a predicted model, not a curated record.
UGCUUUCACUAUUCAGCCAAACGGGCGACAAGCGGGCCAAUUCAGUGUUAAAAAAAAAAACAAAAAAAUCAAGUGGCAGAUACAAUCCUUAAAAAAUGAAAGUGCUAAUACUCCUCGUACUAUUUGCCUUAACCUGCCAAGCCCAGCACCACCAUCAGCAUCAACAGCAUCAGCAUCCCAAUGCCAACAACAUUCCAAGGGAUGACAAGCCGGAUCAUCACCGACAUGAGGACCACCGGGAGACGAGCACCUGGAUACCAAUCAUUAAGUACAACAAGGAGCAGAGUGAAGAUGGCAGCUACAAGACGGAGUACGAAACGGGCAACAGCAUCGUCCACGAGGAGACGGGCUUUCUAAAGGACUUCGAGACAAAUCCCAACGGGGUGCUGGUCCAGCACGGCCAAUACUCGUACCAAUCGCCGGAGGGAACCCUCGUCAACGUGCAGUACACGGCCGAUGAGAACGGAUUCAGGGCCAUUGGCGAUCACAUACCCACUCCGCCGGCCAUUCCCGAGGAGAUCCAAAAGGGACUGGAUCAGAUCUAUGCCGGCAUCAAGUUGCAGCAGGAGCGUUUGGAGCAGAGGGCCAAGACUGAUCCGGACUUUGCCAGGAAGCUGGAGGAAAGACGGGUUGCCAAUCAGAAUGGCCAGUACAUUGGGCUCCUGGAGAACCAGUAGAGUGAGAGUGGGAGAAAGUAUUGUCCUGUUUCCCAGUUCCCACGCUCCCGCCCCCACCGAAACAAUGAUCCUGGAGACGUGACCACUUUCAAUUCUAUAUCGACAACAACAAGACUGUGAUUUCACUCUGCAAGUUCUACUCUUUGAAAUCGGUACUAUUUUCGGUUUCUAUCGAUUUCUAUUUUAACUUUUGAGAUUUCCAACUAAAAAAAAUCCUAAUUUUAUUUUAUUAAUGAGCGUGAAAGUUUCUCCGCCUUGAAACAAUAAAAGAAAAACUAACGUUUCCAUUAUGCCGAACCUA